This is a messenger RNA of Nylanderia fulva, 1261 nucleotides long. RefSeq names its product guanine nucleotide-binding protein subunit beta-5 (gene Gbeta5). Lineage: Eukaryota; Metazoa; Arthropoda; Insecta; Hymenoptera; Formicidae. Gene Ontology annotation, molecular function: protein binding. The record is from RefSeq and is a predicted model, not a curated record. Gene Ontology annotation, biological process: signal transduction.
AUAUAAUAUACAUGUACACAAUUAUGACAUAUAUAAUGUAAUUCCAAUGUAUAAAGGACUCUCUGUUUGUGAAAUAUCUUUAUAGAAUAUUAAAAAAUUGUUCAGUGUCGAACAAGUAAAACAAUAUGGAUUCAGCUGCUACGGAAUUGGAACAUAUAGAGAAACUGGCCAAAGAGGCAGAAUGUUUAAAGAUACGUUUGGAAGAUGAACGACAGAAAUUGAAUGAUAUCACACUUGCCAGUGUAGCUGAUAGACUCGAAGCAAUUAAUUGUAUAAAUGUAAAACCUAGACGUAUCCUAAAAGGACAUCAAGCCAAAGUUUUAUGUUCUGAUUGGUCUCCCGAUAAGCGCCAUAUUGUUUCUUCUUCACAGGAUGGAAGAAUGAUUAUAUGGGAUGCCUUUACUACAAAUAAAGAACAUGCUGUUAGUAUGCCAACUAGAUGGGUGAUGGCAUGUGCUUAUGGUCCUAGUGGCACUUUAGUUGCAUGCGGAGGUCUGGAUAAUAAAGUUACAGUGUAUACGUUAAGUUUAGAGGAAGAUGUUUCGGCUCAUAAGAAAACUGUCGGCACGCAUACAUCAUACAUGUCAUGCUGCGCGUUUCCUAACAGCGAUCAACAGAUUUUAACGGGUAGUGGGGACAGUACAUGUGGUUUAUGGGAUGUGGAAAGUGGACAAUUGUUACAGAGUUUUCAAGGACAUUCCAGUGAUGUCAUGUCCAUUGAUUUAGCACCGAGUGAAACUGGCAACACAUUUGUGUCAGGUGGUUGUGACAAAUUGGUCUUAAUUUGGGAUAUGCGCAGUGGUCAGUGCGUGCAAAGCUUUGAAGGGCAUCAAUCCGACGUUAACUCGGUGAGAUUUCAUCCAGGCGGCGAUGCGGUAGCAACAGGUUCGGACGAUGCUACUUGUCGCUUAUUCGAUUUACGCGCUGAUAAAGAAGUUGCGGUAUAUGCAAAAGAGAGUAUAAUAUUUGGAGCAAACGCAGUUGAUCUUAGUGUAAGUGGACGGUUGCUCUUUGCCGGAUACAAUGAUUAUACAGUGAACGUGUGGGAUACCUUAAAGUGCCAACGAGUGGCAUUAUUGUAUGGGCAUGAAAAUCGAGUUUCGUGUCUAAGAGUUUCCCCAGACGGUACUGCCCUAUCUACUGGAAGUUGGGACUCGACCUUACGAGUUUGGGCUUAAGAUUAUUACUAUUAUCUUAAAAAAUGUGUUGAGGUAACUCUUGCUGUACAGCACAUAGUUAAUAUAUUAUUUUAUUCUAUUUA